AGGGCCCUCGACUUCGCAGUUGAGCACGGGGCUGCAGCGUCCUCCCAUUCCUUCGGUGGUACUUACGCAAGUAGACUCUUAAACACUGGUUUCAAGAACGCCGCUGCUGCUGGGCAUGUUGCACUUGUUGCUGCUUGUAAUAGUCGAGCUAGCUUGGACGAUAUGGCAUUCUAUCCUUGCUCCUACGCGCAAGACUCCACAUCUAUGCUCUGUGUCACUGCCAGUACUUCUGACGCAACCGAGUCUUCCUGGUGGAAUUUUCGAAUGCUGGCUCGGUCACGAAGGUUGCCGCUUCCGGUGUUAAUAUCUACUCGAAGAUACCAGGAGGAUGAUAUGGUUAUAAGAGUGGUACGUCGAUCUCGGCCCCUACUGUUGCCGGUGUCGCGGCUUUGCUGGCUACCCUGG
Messenger RNA from Perkinsus marinus ATCC 50983, 405 nucleotides. RefSeq lists its product as hypothetical. The transcript has a single exon. The annotation marks the transcript as partial. The record is from RefSeq and is a predicted model, not a curated record. Gene Ontology annotation, molecular function: serine-type endopeptidase activity. Gene Ontology annotation, biological process: proteolysis. NCBI's taxonomy places the organism in Eukaryota, Perkinsozoa, Perkinsida, Perkinsidae.